UAAAUGCGUGGCUCCGCGCGCAUCAGCAUGUCACGCAGCAGUGUGCAAAGGAAGUAGGCAGCGAGCGAGGCAGCUUGUGUGGUGUGUAGUCGAAUAUACAGCGCCAUAGCGCGAUAUUAAACUGUCACCGACGCAUGUUGACGACUUAAUAACGGUCCGUGUUGACUUAUCGCGCUAGUUACUGGACCUGAAACCGGUAACUAGCGGAACAGAUGGCUUUAUUGCUGGGAACGGUUUCGCUGUCGUUGGGGGUAAUGGGAUCUCUACGGUAGGCAGACUGCAGCUGUAAGCCCACUGCGACCUCGCACCAUUUGCACGAGCAGUUUCGUGUGUAAUACAAAGAGCGGCGAUUUGCUAUACAAGGUGCACUGUCUGGUGUUUGCGUCGUUUCGUUGGGUCUUUAUUCCGGAGCGAUCGUACACGACGAGCUGCAGAUGGGCUAUAAUAUUGGUCUAAUGAAGUAAUUUAAAGCAUAUACUUAAGUCACACGGUGCAGACUUGAGCGUGUGAUGAUAGGAGACACAAUGACGCUUUUGUCUCUUUUGGGUCGCAUCAUGCGUUAUUUCUUACUCAGGCCAGAGACCUUGUUUCUGUUAUGUAUAAGCUUGGCCCUCUGGAGUUACUUCUUUCACACGGACGAGGUGAAAACGAUUGUAAAAUCCAGCCGGGAUGCCGUGAAGAUGGUGAAGGGGAAGGUGGCGGAGAUGAUGAUGAACGACCGGCUCGGGGCUCUGGACGUCCUGGAUGCAGAGUUCUCCAAAACAUGGGAGUUCAGGAACAACAAUGUUGCGGUGUACUCGAUACAGGGCCGACGAGAUCACAUGGAGGAUCGCUUUGAGGUCCUUACCGAUCUGGUGAACAGGAGCCACCCUUCAAUCUUUGCCAUUUUUGACGGCCACGGUGGGGAGGCAGCCGCUGAUUAUGUGAAGGCCCACCUGCCCGAGAAUUUGAAACAGCAGCUGCAGGCCUACGAGCGGGAAAAGAAAGACAGCACGCUCUCUUAUCCCGCGAUUCUAGAGCAGCGCAUUUUGGCUGUGGACAGAGAUAUGGUGGAGAGGUUCUCCGCCUCUCACGACGAAGCAGGCACAACGUGUUUAAUAGCCCUAUUGUCCGACCGGGAACUGACUGUGGCAAACGUGGGAGACUCUCGCGGUGUUCUCUGCGACAAGGACGGCAAUGCCGUGGCUCUAUCCCAUGACCACAAGCCUUACCAGCUGAAGGAGCGCAAGAGGAUUAAGAGAGCAGGUGGCUUCAUCAGUUUCAACGGUUCUUGGCGAGUACAGGGCAUCCUUGCCAUGUCACGUUCUCUGGGCGACUACCCUCUGAAGAACCUAAACGUGGUCAUCCCGGACCCUGACAUCUUGACGUUUGACCUGGACAAGCUACAGCCAGAGUUCAUGAUCUUGGCGUCUGAUGGCCUUUGGGAUGCGUUUAGCAACGAGGAGGCCGUCCGCUUUGUCCGGGAACGCUUGGAUGAGCCACACUUUGGUGCAAAGAGCAUUGUGCUUCAGUCUUUCUACCGCGGCUGCCCCGACAACAUCACGGUCAUGGUAGUAAAGUUUAAAAACAACCCUGGGGGCAAAACUGGAGAGUAAUUUGACUGAACCGAUACAUGGCCUUGACAGUGUCUGAUGAUGUAAUAUAAGAGGUAACAGCAUUUUUCUCACGAUUGUGGUGUAGAUACAUGUGCAUGUGCAAACACAUGCAUUACCAGAUUUUUUCUUUGUUUGUGCCAAACGGACACAUUUUAAAGUUACUCCUUUUUCGAUUUUGCCUCACACUGUAAAGAUGUAUCCCAACCUUCCUUACACAGAGCAAUAUUAUUUGUGAAUUGAACAGCAAUUGGCAUAACAGAUACAAGGACCAUUAUUGCCUUGAACAAGCACUUUGGGCAUUUUGUUUAAUAGAAAUGCAUAAAUAGAACUUUUAUUUUGUUGUGUUUUUGUAAAUGAUAGCUGUUAAUACAGUAUCCAUCUCUUCAGUUGUGAUGUGCAUGAUCCCCUUAUAUCAGCUAAAGGGAUCUAUUUCACUUUACACUGGUGCUGUUCAUCAUUUAUACUUUAUAUGAGGUUGGUGUAAGCUUGGGUUAGAUUAAGAAUGUUACCGUUUUAAUAGUUCUUCAUAAUACAUCCAUAUCAAAUUCAUUAUUGUCUAAAUGGACCCAGAAUUUUUAGUCAUUCCUGCCUUUAGAUCACCUUUUUUUUCAUUCUAUGGUUAUAAAAGUUGUCGGACUGAAAAUGUUUUUAAUGUAAAUAUUAUGUGACCAUUUAAUGUUAAAUGGUUCAUAAAGUUUAGUUUCCUCAUUCACUAAAAAAUAUUGACAAGUUGAUCCACAAAAUAGUAAAAUUUCUUGCACUGUGUGAAAUGUAAAUGGAAUUUUGAAGUGCUAAAUAAAUCUAACAAGUCAAAGCUGAAA
Molecule: messenger RNA, 2416 nt
Organism: Paramisgurnus dabryanus
Lineage: Eukaryota; Metazoa; Chordata; Actinopteri; Cypriniformes; Cobitidae
Gene: ppm1la
Product: protein phosphatase, Mg2+/Mn2+ dependent, 1La
Biological process (GO): protein dephosphorylation
Molecular function (GO): cation binding; protein serine/threonine phosphatase activity
Source: RefSeq, a predicted model, not a curated record